UGCAGCUUUAGUAAAAGAAGCAAAACCAACUACAAUGACUAGUAGAGGACUCUUGAUGAGUUUCUGUUCCUUUUACAUUGUAGUAAUUCUUCAUCUUUUUGCUCAUACAAAUGCUGCGGCAGUCCCCGCGAAGCGCUUCGUUGCGCCUUUUAAUAGAACAAGUUUCCCUUCCGAUUUCAUAUUUGGUGCUGCUUCAGCUGCUUACCAGAUUGAAGGAGGAGCUCGUCUAGGAGGUAGAGGACCUAGUAUAUGGGAUACUUUCACACACAAGCACCCAGAAAAAAUUUUUGACCGUUCAACCGGAGAUGUUGCUGUUGAUUUCUAUCACCGUUACAAGGAAGACAUACGUCUGCUUAAGGAAGUUGGCAUGAAGGCAUUCAGGUUGUCCAUCUCCUGGUCUCGAAUUUUACCAUAUGGGAAGGUAAGCAAAGGAGUGAAUCCAGAAGGCAUCAAAUUCUACAACAAUGUCAUCAAUGAAAUUAUCUCCAAUGGUUUAACGCCAUUCGUGACGCUUUUCCAUUGGGACACACCACAAGGCCUUGAGACCGAAUAUGGAGGGUUUAUGAGUUCAAAAAUAGUGAAAGAUUAUGCUGACUAUGCGGACAUUUGCUUCAAGGAAUUUGGGGAUAGAGUUAAGCAUUGGAUCACUUUGAAUGAGCCAUUAUCUUAUAGCAUGAAUGGAUAUGCAAAAGGUACCUUUGCACCAGGAAGAUGUUCGAGUUAUGUUGGAAAUUGUACAAAGGGUAAUUCUGCCACUGAGCCAUAUAUUGUUGCUCACAACUUACUACUUGCCCAUGCAACUGGUGUCAAAGUAUAUAGACAAAAAUAUCAGAAAACUCAAAAAGGAAAAAUAGGAGUCACUCUGGUAACUCACUGGUUCGUGCCUAAAAUCAAGACUCCUCUAGGACUCAAGGCCCCUCAAAAAGCACUUGAUUUUUUCUUAGGAUGGUUUUUGGAUCCAAUUACAUAUGGUGAUUAUCCAGCCAGCAUGAGAGCUAAUGUAGGUCGUAGGCUACCAAAAUUCACACCAGAGCAGAAAAAAUUGGUGAAAGGGUCAAUGGAUUUUUUAGGAAUGAAUUACUAUACUACACAAUAUGCAUCUCCAAUGCUAUCCGUCCCUAGAGUUAACCUUAGCUAUACCACAGAUGGACAUGUUGAUAUGACUACACAAAAGGAUGGAAAACCUAUUGGUACACCGACUGCACUAAAUUGGCUAUUCAUUUAUCCAAGAGGAAUAUAUGAUCUUAUGAUUUACCUCAAGCAAAAAUACAAGAAUCCUCCCAUCUACGUCACAGAAAAUGGAAUGGCAGAUGCAAACAACAGCACAUUGCCACUUAAACAAGCCCUUAAAGAUGAUAUGAGGAUAAGGUAUUACGAGGGACACCUAUGGUUUCUAUCAAAAGCCAUAAAGGCGGGAGCAAAUGUGAAAGGACAUUUUGCAUGGUCAUUCUUAGAUGACUAUGAAUGGGAUGCUGGUUUCACUGUCCGAUUUGGCAUAACCUUUGUUGACUACAAAAAUGGACUUAAAAGAUACCACAAGAAAUCUGCUUACUGGUACAAGAAGUUCCUCUUGAAUAAUGGCAAAUAAAUAUGAGUUUGACACGUCAUAGACGUUUUUUUUUUUUGCAUUUUUCCCUUUUUGCUGGAAAAAGUAUUGAGGUGAUUGUCUUCUAUUCAGAUGUCUUGUGUCAUUGAAGCUUCUCACAUAGUUUUCUUGGCUGAAAAAGUAUUCAUUGUUGUUUUGUUUAUGUUUAUUAUGAGAAUAAGUGGGGAACGCCACUAUAAUUUGUACUUGGGUCAAUGAUAUCCUGCUGGUUUAAAAUGUAUUGGAUUUAAAUUUGAAAUUUUGUUUGGAUAUGUAAUUUUGAUUUCUUAA
Molecule: messenger RNA, 1876 nt
Organism: Capsicum annuum
Lineage: Eukaryota; Viridiplantae; Streptophyta; Magnoliopsida; Solanales; Solanaceae
Product: beta-glucosidase 12-like
Exons: 13
Coding region: 35-1588 (517 amino acids)
Biological process (GO): carbohydrate metabolic process
Molecular function (GO): beta-glucosidase activity
Source: RefSeq, a predicted model, not a curated record